Trichomonas vaginalis G3 is the source of this 915-nucleotide messenger RNA. Its product is annotated as glycosyltransferase family. NCBI's taxonomy places the organism in Eukaryota, Parabasalia, Trichomonadida, Trichomonadidae. Bases 1 to 915 code for a protein of 304 amino acids. The transcript has a single exon. Gene Ontology annotation, molecular function: glycosyltransferase activity. The record is from RefSeq and is a predicted model, not a curated record.
AUGUAUAAGUUUAAGGAAAUUCAAAUUAAAACCUAUAUAAACAUAACAGGAAAUGAAGAUUUCAACAUUGCUGAUGCAGUAUUCUAUAAGAAAUAUAUAAUUCAAGGUAAUCAUAAAUCUGAUCAAAAGUAUAUUCAAAAUUUAGUUGGAAAUGAUAUUAAAAUGUUUGUAUAUUUUGACCACACAUCAUUACAAAUAACAAACUGCACAUUCUAUCACUUCAAUAACGUUUAUGUAAACCCUGCUGGUGGUUGGACAAAAGGAUAUAAUGCAAUUUUUCCAGGUAGUUCUACUGUUCCUAGAUUUAAUACAAAAAAUGGUCCAGUUAGUCACAAAUUUAACGAAGUCAUCUGUAUAGGAAAUGAUUGGACUAACGUGUUUGCCCACUUUGUUCUUGAUGUAUUAUCACUUGUUGAAUAUGUUCCUGUUGAAAUUCGAAAAAGAUCAAAAUUUUUAUUAUUGAGCAGCUCAAAAGUAUAUCAUGAAAUGCUGAUACAUUUUGAUAUACCGAUGGAAAACAUAAUUUGUCCCGGACAGAGCUUUAUUUUCGCAAAUAAUUUCUAUACUGUAAUCUCUCAGCAAUCAAUUCAUGGAGCUUUGAUAGGCGGACUUCAGAAUGUUGCAGAAAAAUUCAGAAAAGACUUUCAAUUGGAUAAAAUUAAAUCAGAAUAUUUAGGUUUAUAUAAUCGAUUAGAAAGUAAGUCAAGACACAUUCUAGAAUUCCCCAAAUUUGUAGAAGCAUGCAAAGAAAGAUAUAAUUCCACUAUUCCUGUUAAACAACUUGGAGAAUAUACAAAUCUCACAGAAGGCGUAAAAGAAUAUGCAAGCUUAAAGAUAUUUUUAAGUCCUGCAGGCUCCAGUUUAACUAAUAUGAUGUAUAUGAGAAGAAAUAUGGGCGUUGUUAUGGUUCUUUGA